AGGAAGAAUGCCUUCAUUGCCACUCUCUUGGUGUUGGGAUAUCUAGUUUUGGCGGUUUAUCAUUGGUUACCUGAAGAUGUGACUAACAACAAACACAUGCCCCUUCAAGCAGAUGUGAGAAAGUCUGUCAUCCAACCAAAGCCAGCAAUCAGAAAUUCUACCUUGAAGUACUCCUGGCCAAAAUGUCAACAAAACACAUCUGCUGCCAGCAUUCCCGACUUCAGCUCACUUCCUCAUCAUGUACAAGAUUUCAUCUACCAUCGACACUGUCGACAUUUUCCCAUGAUACUGGAUGUUCCUGACAAAUGUGGAGGAGCUGAUGGAUCUGCAGAAGUCUUUCUUCUACUGGUCAUUAAAAGUCCUCCUGUGAACUACGACCGUCGAGAGGUGCUGCGUAAAACCUGGGCUAAAGAGAGAUUGCAGAAUGGUGUGUGGAUGCGAAGGCUCUUCAUCUCAGGAACCAGAGGUGAUGGUGCAGAGAAAAAGAGACUCAACAGAUUCCUCGAACUGGAGCAACAUGAGAACAAUGACAUCCUCCAGUGGGACUUUGUUGACUCACACUACAACCUCACCUUGAAGCAAAUCCUCUUCCUAGAAUGGAUGGACAGAAACUGUCCAAAUGUUCGCUUCCUGAUGAACGGUGAUGAUGAUGUUCUUGCCCACACAGACAACAUGAUUAAGUAUCUAAAAACCCUGAAGGACAAUGGUGGAAGCAAACACCUCUAUAUUGGACAACUGAGGAUAUAUCAGGCGCCCGUUCGUGAUAGAUACGAUAAGUAUUAUGUUCCAUUUCAGGUGUAUGAGCCAGAAUCAUAUCCUGAUUUCAUUAGUGGUGGAGGUUUCCUGUUGUCUGGCUACACAGCUCAUGUCAUAUACAACAUGUCCCACUCCAUCACCAUUCUUCCCAUGGAUGAUGUUUACAUUGCAAUGUGUGUGGACAAAGCAGGACUUCAUCCUGAACACCAUGUAGGAGUGAAGGCCUUUGGCCAUCAUGCUCCCUCCAAUGCUGAUCCAUUAGACCCUUGUUUUUUUAGCGAAAUUCUACUUGCUCACGGAUUUUCGCCACUUAAUUUGUAUCUUAUGUGGGAGAGUUUACAUGAUCCUGAUCUGAAAUGCUUUGAAAAUGUCAAAUAGUAACUUACAAGUGAAAAAAAAGUUUGUUGGUGUUCAUAUUUAAUCAACAAUUUUUAUCAAGUACACUUGUAAAAUCUAAUACAGCCGAUCCAACAAAAAAAAAAAUCUGUUGUUAGGUAGAUUUUGUUACGGGGGGGAGCCGGAAAACCCAAGCGCAGACUCACAGAAACUGGCAGACAAAUGAAUAACUGAAAGGGAUUUAUUAAACCAUAUAACUAAACCAAUACAUUAAUACAGAACUGAACUGGGGGGAAAGAACCAAACCAAAACUACUAAACUCUACAAGCGAACUCUAUGAAUACAAAAACGGAAGUCUACAAAACUGAACUGAACUAACAAAACUAAGCUAAAGCGGAGUACUAACAAUAUGGGGAAACUUCCCAAGGACAACUGUUGACUUUUGGACCGGGCCAACCGAGGACGUCUCCAUAGCAACCUUGCUGUGUUAUCGCGCUCCCACCCUCGCGAACUGAGACACCGGAGGUCUGAGACGGAAGAAGAUGGGCUACACGCAUACACACACAUCAGACUCAUGAACUGAGGACUGAGCUAAACAUUCGCAGACAUGUUCAUUACCCCCCUGCCUCCACAAGCUUCCCUUGCUAUGGCCAGGAGUCAGGCAUCCGUGUGCAGUAAUUGCUGCACAGGAACCGGCUAACUGUGCGGUGCUCCCCCCUCCACCACCCCACAUCCUUAUCCCAACUAUCCUUGUCUUAUGUCAUGCUUUGCCUGUUUGUGGGUUUGUUUGUUUUUUUUAGGUUCCUUCUCAAAUUGAAUUUCCCAACAUUGGAGGUUUCAUUUGGUACAACGAGCCUUUUUUUUCAUUUACCCUCUGCUAUCCCUACCCAGAUCCCUACAUGUCUUUUCUUUUUUUUUCCUCAAGAAAGGUGCCAUGCAGCACUGCGCAGCAGCCUGAGCUGUCAUUGGCAGGGCAGCUCAAUGAAAUUUCAUUGUAUAUGAAAGUGUGCAAUGACAAAUAAAGCUAUCUAUCUGAUAACCAAGGGGAAAACAGGCUGGGGAAAAUCCAUGAACAGACAAACAGGAACACAACAGAGUCCAAGAGGGGGGAAACCCAGGAGGGGGAAAGCAGCAGAGUCCAUGGGGCUGAAGCAGUCUGGAGAUGGCAGGCUUGGUGGGGAACAGUAUUUACAAUCCUACGGGGACUGAGAGAAUGAGCAGGGUUUAAAUAGUGAACAGGUGAUAUUGUGGGCAGGUGAGCUGAUUACUGCAAUGUGAGUCACCUGUAGUAAUCAGCUGAGUGUAGACAGGGAGAGCAAGACACAGGGACGAGAGAGACAAGAGGGAAAGAGAUGACAGACAGAGGGAGCCAAAGGGACAGGUCAAAAUAGAUGCAGAAAAACAAGGAGGAAGAAAGAAAGAGGGAGAAAGAGGGAGAAGGAACAGGGGCAGGAGCAGAAUCACAACAGAUUUUCUACAGUAUCCUUUUCUUUUCAAGUUUAUUUCUAACAAUUCAUUCAGUUUCAUUAUCCUGAGGCACUGGUAAUAUAUCUGAUCACAGCUCAUAACAUAUCUAUUUGGUGCAUAUGUGGUUCUUUUGGUUUCUUGGACCAGUACAAGUGAAGAACAGAUGGCUGGAAGAAAUUUUGUGCUUUAGAGGGACUUACAUAUACAUGACACUGUCUGCAUAUAUAUUGUAGAUUCUUGUAGCAAGCUUCUGUUGAAUUUGAUGAAUUUAUCAUAUGACUACCAUAACAUUGGUCUCACUAUUGUCAUAGUCAGGUUUUGACUGCAUUAUGUAUUACUUAUAUUGUUUGGCGGAGGACUUCCUGUUAUCUUCACAACAAUCUGACACUGUAAUGUUUGAAGGACAAAUGCAACAAUAACUUGAACAUGAUUAUCUGUUCACUAUUGCAUGUACAUGUGUUACUCAGGUGGGGCCCAUAUAACAUACCAAUGACUUUA
Messenger RNA from Amphiprion ocellaris (clown anemonefish), 3057 nucleotides. Its product is annotated as N-acetyllactosaminide beta-1,3-N-acetylglucosaminyltransferase 3-like. Gene Ontology annotation, cellular component: membrane. The record is from RefSeq and is a predicted model, not a curated record. Gene Ontology annotation, molecular function: hexosyltransferase activity. Bases 97 to 1134 code for a protein of 345 amino acids. NCBI's taxonomy places the organism in Eukaryota, Metazoa, Chordata, Actinopteri, Pomacentridae. The transcript has a single exon.